AUGAGUCCUCCACUGCUGAAGCUUGGUGCUGUUCUUAGUACCAUGGCAAUGAUCUCUAACUGGAUGUCCCAAACUCUCCCUUCUCUGGUUGGACUAAAUACCACCAGAAUAACCACUUCAGAUACUCUAACUCAGAUUAGCCCCAAGGAAGGGUGGCAAGUUUAUAGUUCAGCCCAGGAUCCUGAUGGCCGUUGCAUUUGCACUGUUGUUGCACCUGAACAAAACCUGUGUUCGAGAGAUGCCAAAAGCAGGCAACUCAGACAGCUGUUAGAGAAGGUUCAGAAUAUGUCCCAAUCUAUUGAAGUUUUAAAUCUACGGACUCAGAGGGAUUUCCAGUAUGUCUUAAAAAUGGAAACACAAAUGAAAGGGCUGAAGGCCAAAUUUCGGCAAAUUGAAGAUGACCGGAAGACAUUAAUGACAAAGCACUUUCAAGAGUUGAAAGAAAAGAUGGAUGAGCUCCUGCCACUGAUCCCAGUUUUGGAACAAUACAAAACUGAUGCCAAGUUGAUCACACAGUUCAAGGAGGAAAUUAGGAAUCUGUCUACUGUGCUCACUGGGAUUCAGGAAGAAAUUGGUGCUUAUGACUAUGAGGAACUACACCAGCGUGUAGUCAACUUAGAAACCAGGCUUCGUGACUGCAUGAAAAAGCUCACAUGUGGGAAAUUGAUGAAAAUUACAGGCCCCAUUACAGUGAAGAUAUCUGGAACCCGAUUUGGAGCCUGGAUGACAGAUCCGUUGGCAUCAGAGAAAAAUAACCGAGUCUGGUACAUGGAUAGUUACACUAACAAUAAAAUAGUCCGUGAAUACAAAUCCAUCGCAGACUUCGUCAGUGGGGCCGAAUCAAGGACAUACAACCUUCCAUUCAAAUGGGCAGGAACCAACCACGUUGUCUACAAUGGCUCCCUCUAUUUCAACAAGUACCAGAGCAACAUCAUCAUCAAGUACAGCUUCGACACGGGGCGGGUGCUGGCGCAGCGCAGCCUGGAGUACGCUGGCUUCCACAAUGUCUACCCUUACACCUGGGGGGGCUUCUCUGACAUCGACCUGAUGGCAGAUGAAAUUGGGCUCUGGGCUGUGUAUGCCACCAACCAGAAUGCAGGCAACAUUGUCAUCAGCCAGCUGAACCAGGAUACGCUGGAGGUGCUGAAGAGCUGGAGCACGGGCUACCCAAAGAGAAGUGCUGGAGAAUCCUUCAUGAUCUGUGGCACCUUGUAUGUCACUAACUCGCACUUAACAGGAGCCAAGGUCUACUAUUCCUACUCCACCAAAACCUCCACUUACGAGUACACAGACAUUCCUUUCCAUAAUCAGUAUUUUCAUAUAUCCAUGCUUGACUACAAUGCAAGAGAUAGAGCUCUCUAUGCCUGGAAUAAUGGACAUCAAGUCCUGUUUAAUGUCACCCUUUUCCACAUCAUUAAAACUGAGGAUGACUCAUAAUUUUCUUUCCCUUACCUCCCUCCCUCAAAGCAGUCUCAUUUGUGAUUAACUCUAAAAGAGUCCAUCUCUCUCAGUUUCUUUUUAAUUUACAUUUCUUUCUUCAUUAAACAAAAGCAACAUUUUCUACUAUGUAAUGCAUUUCAAAUAUGGCUGAACCUGUCAAAAAGGACCUGUCAGAAAUAAAAAGCAUCUUAAGUCAUGAUUCUGCAAGGUCUGUCAAGACCUUGUCUUGAAAAGCACUAAAGAGGAUUUAAAUGGCUAAAGACAGUUUUUAAAAGAUUAUGAUCUGCCUUAUUUUAGAGUCAGAGACUAAUGGUGGCUUAAAUGCAUGAAUGUCUUUUUUUACCUCGUUUUUGUUUUAAUAUAUUGCUUAACUUCAGGAAACAUAUUGGUAGUGUCAGACACGUUGCACAUUGUAUUUUUUUAUUUAUUCUGAAAGAAAGAUUUAGGAAUUUAAUUUACUUAGACAAGGAGUAUGAUUCAUUUUGCCAUCAUCCAAUUUCAGAUGUGGUGCUGUACAGUAUGUUUUUAAAUCUCUUGCAAACAUUUUAUCAACAGUAUGUAUUUCUACCAUUGUAACCACCAUUGUGCAAUUGUAUCUCUUCACUUAUGUGAAAGUAAACUAAGUACUAUUUUUUAUAAAAUAUA
Ficedula albicollis (Collared flycatcher) is the source of this 2085-nucleotide messenger RNA. RefSeq names its product olfactomedin 3 (gene OLFM3). Bases 1 to 1437 code for a protein of 478 amino acids. Lineage: Eukaryota; Metazoa; Chordata; Aves; Passeriformes; Muscicapidae. Gene Ontology annotation, biological process: signal transduction. The record is from RefSeq and is a predicted model, not a curated record. The transcript is spliced from 6 exons.